This is a messenger RNA of Phymastichus coffea, 3520 nucleotides long. RefSeq names its product SAFB-like transcription modulator. NCBI's taxonomy places the organism in Eukaryota, Metazoa, Arthropoda, Insecta, Hymenoptera, Eulophidae. The coding region runs from base 230 to 2854 and encodes 874 amino acids. The transcript is spliced from 12 exons. Gene Ontology annotation, biological process: regulation of mRNA processing; regulation of transcription by RNA polymerase II. Gene Ontology annotation, cellular component: nucleus. The record is from RefSeq and is a predicted model, not a curated record. Gene Ontology annotation, molecular function: RNA binding; sequence-specific DNA binding.
UACAAGCCGUAUGUGCGCGUCGAGUGGCAGGAUUUUGCUUUGCGAGAAAAUUUAAUUGCGCCUUGUUGUGAUGCUAAGAAACAUUUAUUUUUACAUUUUACAAUCUGUAUCGGCGUCACUUUUGAUCUAGUUCAGAUUGUCGCGGUAGUGUAAGUGCACAGUGAGCGAAAGAGAGUGAGGCAUAAAAGGGCGUACCGUCUUCCGAUUAAAUUAACCUUUACGAGCAAAGAUGGCCGAAGUCGAAGGGAAAAAGUUGACCGAGCUGCGGGUUAUUGACUUGAAAACCGAACUGGAACGUCGAGGGCUUGACAAAACUGGAAACAAAGCUGCUUUACUCGACAGACUUUCCAAGGCUAUCAGAGAGGAAGGUAAUGAUCCAGAUGAAAUUUUGAUAGUUCCUGGUGGUGGACACAGUAAAAUUCCUCCUACACCAAAGAAGCCAGUUGAACUUCCAGUUGUAGUAGAAGAACCUCCUGUAGAGCGGACAGAACCUGAAAUCCAUAAGGAGUCAACCAAUGAUAUUGAUAGUUUCAAUAAAAAAGAUAAUAAAGUUAUAGAUCACAAUGAGUCAAGUAAUACAAGUAAUCUGGAGGAACCAGAGAUAAGCAUUAAUGCUAGACCAGAAGAUUUGGAUAUGGAGGGAGUUCAUGAAUCUGAGCAUGAAGAUGACCAACAACAUGAACCACAGUCAGAGUUUAAGGAACAACAUGAGUUAGAACCAGAGAUGGAACAAGAAGCAGAGCAAGAAAUGGAACAUGAAGAAACUUUGGCUUAUAAAAAUGAAGAGUCAGAUAAAAAAGAUUAUUUCCAUUCAGAAGAAAAUAGUAACAUUUCUGCAAUUGAAGCAAAUGGUAUCGACAAUGAAGAUUCUAUCAACUUAACAAUUGGAGAAGAUGAACAGUUGGAAAGUCUCCUUGCUGAUGAGCUGGAGCCUACUACAAAGCAGAAAGCAGAUGGAGGCGCCAAGAAGAAAACGGAAGAAAGCCAGAACGACAAGAAGGGAGACUCUAAAGGGAGCGGCAGAGCGGACAUAGCUGCCGGCAGCAGCGACAAGGAAGGAGCCACAUCAUCGUCGACCAGUGCAGCUGCGUCCAACAAGGAUACCGAUGGAACCAAGAGUAGUGAUGCCUCUGGAAAGGGUUCUAAGAAAGAUGACAAAGACAAAGGAACAGCAUCCACAACUGCCAGCCGAAAUCUGUGGGUAUCUGGGCUGUCAUCAACAACUCGUGCAACCGACUUAAAGUCCAUAUUUUCCAAGUAUGGAAAGGUUAUCGGUGCCAAAGUUGUUACCAAUGCGAAAACUCCAGGAGCCAGGUGUUACGGCUAUGUCACCAUGUCCACGAGCGAUGAUGCUGAAAAGUGCAUUCAACAUUUGCACAGGACUGAACUACAUGGACGUGUCAUCUCUGUUGAAAAGGCUAAAGGCGACGCACAAUCUCAUAAUCGUAAGCGCGAGCCAACAGCAAAGGUCGAUAAGCCUGAGGAUAAAGAGAAAUCUAAGGAAUCUGAGUCAAAAGACAAAGAUUCAGAGAAGAAUCAGGCCGAGAAGAAAGACGAUGAUUCGUUGCAUGAUGCCGUCGAUAAAUCUGCGGAUGACUCAAAUGAUAGAGACAAACGCGAAACAAGUGAAAAUAAGGAUGAAGGAUCGCUAAAGGACUGCGAUACCCGCUCCAACAAAUCCUCGGGUCGAAGAUCUGAUCGCGAGCGUGGCAGAAGCGAGGACAAGAAACGCUCUUGGGACAGAAAGGCAUCGCGUUCGAAGAGCCGCGAUCGCAAUCGCAGUCGAGAUAACGUACUGUCUUUUGCUAAAAUCAAAGAGGAGCGUGAGAGACAGAGAGUUCGUGAGAAGGAGCGCGUGGUACGCGAGGAGAAGAGGCGCAGACGCGAGGAUGUGGAACGUCAACGAGCCAUUGAACGCGAAGCCGCUCGUCUCGAACGUGAACGUGAGAAGCUACGUAUGGAACGCGAACGCAUCGAGCAAGAGAAAGCCGAACUUUUGCGCUUGGAACGCGAAAGACAAAAGGUCGAACGAGAAAAGUUGGAGCGUGAAAGAUUGGAACUGAAAAGACUGCAGAUGCGUCAAGAAGAGACACGUCGAGGAGGAGGAGGCGGAGGAGGAGGAGCACCACCACCUGUACCUGCAGGCAUCAAAAGACCUACAGGCGAGCGACGCGAAGGAAGGGAUGCUUACGAACCCGAACGCAAGAGGAUUGCAACUGAACAUUCGUCCAGUCGUAGACAUAGUCCACCGCCUUCGAGGUUCGACUCGAGAUCUAAGGAUAUUCCUGUACAGAAGAGUUUCAAACCACGGCCUGAUUUUGGAAGUUCGAGAAAUUCAAGAGAUGACUAUUCAGAUCCGAGAGGUGGUAGAGACGUUGUUGUGCGUAGAGAAGGCAGACCAAAUCACAAUGAAAUUGAUCAUCGUCCACCUAAAGAAAGGUAUGAGCGGCCAUCAAAUUUUCAACGUGAUAGAGAAGUUCAUAGACCGGACGACACUCACAGAAGCUCUCGAGAUACACACAAUCGAUAUGAAAAUUCAAAGCCAAAUCCUCGUGACAAUCGGUAUGUUGAAAAUAGACCUACGGGAUGGCAUUCGGGUCCUCCUUCAAAGCCAUAUAACCCAACUCAUAAUCGUAAUGAACAGACUGGUUGGAAUAGCAGAUCAUCAGACACGAGACCGUCUAAUCCCCGAUGGAAUAAUUCCAAUAACAUGGGUAACAAUAUGGGUGGCCAUCCCAGAUCUCAAGUAUACCAAGGUGGACCGCAGUACGGAAUGUCGCAAGGAAACAGUAGCGGACCAUAUGAGAGAUACGACUCGUAUAAAGGUUCAAUGCAGAACAUGAGAAAAUAUUAAGUCUGAGAAUUUUUUACUUCUCAAGAUUUUUUGAAGCACAUCACACUGGUGCGUCAUCAGAGGCUUUUAUAACGUGAAAGAAACAAAAAAAAAGAACCUGCGGGUCCUUUUUUUAAAAUGAUUGUACGAUUAUCGAAUAAAAUAAGAAUACUUAAGUUAGAGAAACGAAGCUUAAAGUGAAUUUUUGUACUGAAGACUUUCGAUAUUCCUUAUUUUUUGUAAUUUUACGUUCGAUGGAUGCGCCGAAUAAUAUAGCAAAUUCACAUAUAAUUUGCGUCAUGGCAAUUUAUUUACAUACAAGUAAACUAUAUAUAAUGGAAUAUUGUAUUGAAAAAUAAUAAGAUCUUAAAUCGAUUUUCCAUUUUAGUUCUGUAUAAUGUGUACAGAUGAUCAUACCAUUAUUAUCACGUGGAAAGAUAAACAUUUCCAUUCAACCCUCGCACAUUGUUUUCAGCUACACUAAGUUAAUCUUAUGUAUGUAUACUUUUUCUGGAAGGAUAAAAAGAAAAUACACUUUAACCAUCUAAAAAAGGUAACAUGACCGUUAUAAUGAAUUUCAUUUUACGUAAUAUUAGCUAUAAUUAUCAUGAAAUUUGAGAGUUUACAAAUGUAAGUGCGAACUUAUAUGUAGCAUGAUUUAUGCUUCGUAAUAAAAGAAAACUCAGA